AUGGAGGGAGAAGAUAGUCAUGAUAAACAAACCCAGACUACCGUUGCGCCCAUUCAUCUAAAAUGGAUGCGAGAAGCAAUGUCGAUGGCGGAAGAAGCAUUAACACACAGUGAAGUCCCCGUGGGCUGUGUCUUUGUGCGGAACCACAGCAUUAUCGCCCGUGCGAGGAAUCGCACCAAUGAACUAAGAAAUGCUUCCAGACAUGCCGAGCUAGAAGCCAUCGAUCUUAUCAUUGCUGAUAAGCAGCUGACCCCAGAGUCCACUCAGUAUCCCCUGGCAGGCACUGUACUGUAUGUCACAGUGGAACCAUGCAUCAUGUGCGCUUCUGCACUUCGCCAGCUAGGCAUCAAAGAAGUCUUUUACGGAUGCCAGAAUGAUAAAUUUGGCGGAUGUGGGAGCGUUUUAGGUGUCAAUACAAGGCAUCCAGUUCAUCCAUCCUACCAAGCUACAGGAGGGUACCUCCGAGAAGAAGCCAUAAUGAUUUUGCGUCGGUUUUAUGUGACAGAAAACACGAACGCUCCUGUCCCAAAGCAAAAGUCAGCUCGGGUUCUCAAGACAGAAAUUCCCCCGGAGAUUCAAACCUGA
This is a messenger RNA of Suillus paluster, 585 nucleotides long. Its product is annotated as cytidine deaminase-like protein. The record is from RefSeq and is a predicted model, not a curated record. Gene Ontology annotation, cellular component: cytoplasm; nucleus. Gene Ontology annotation, biological process: tRNA wobble adenosine to inosine editing. The transcript is spliced from 5 exons. Bases 1 to 585 code for a protein of 194 amino acids. Lineage: Eukaryota; Fungi; Basidiomycota; Agaricomycetes; Boletales; Suillaceae. Gene Ontology annotation, molecular function: tRNA-specific adenosine-34 deaminase activity; zinc ion binding.